Molecule: messenger RNA, 1335 nt
Organism: Dujonia railenensis
Lineage: Eukaryota; Fungi; Ascomycota; Pichiomycetes; Serinales; Debaryomycetaceae
Source: the annotation of a GenBank genome assembly
AUGUUAGAACUAUCAAUACCCGACGACUACACGGCAGUGGUUGGGCUCACGCGACUAUGGGGCUCAUUGAAUGAUUUGCCGGCAGACGGAACUGGAAUCUUCAUACUCUUAAAGCAGGCAAAUAAUUUGAUGGGGAAACAGCUACCACCAGUAUUGCGAGACAGUGUACUAGGGUUACAAUUGAGUUACUUUGGCGAUUAUCCCGAUCCUUCUGAUUUGGUUCCCUCUAUAAUAUUUGCCAUUGCAUUCUUUAUAUUUCUCUGUGCCCACAUGUUUAUUUACAUAAUGAAUUAUUCUCGUGGUCAUUAUUUCAAUAUUUCAUUAUGUGCAGCCUUUUACUGUCUUGUCAGAACCUUGGCGUUUUCCCUUAGAGCUGCCUGGUCACAGGAUAUUACAAAGGGGCGAAUCGGUGUAGCUGGUGAGGUUUUCUUAAUCUUGGCUCCAGUUAUUCCUGUUUCCUUCAAUUUGAUUUUAGCUCAACGAAUUUUUGCUUGGAGGCAUCCUGUUAAGGGAUCCAGUAAAUUGUUUUGGUAUGGUACAUUUUUGUUGUUUGGACUUGUGUUGGUGUUUAUCGCUACGAACAUUGUUGCAGGUGCAGUUCCAGUGAUGUACUUUUUGAGUGAAGUGGUCCGUAAGCGCUAUAUUAUCUGCCUCCAGGCUUCUUCCAUUUUAAUUAUUAUUAAUUCCUUGAGAGCCGCUAGUUUACUUCUACUGACGUUUAUCAUUAGACCAAACGAAAAAGAGAAACAUCUCUAUACUUAUCAGCCAUGGUGGAUUGAAAGUUUUGGAAUCUUCUAUUACGUUAAAUCUGGAGAAGCUCAAAAGGCAGCGGCAACAUUUCUGAGGAGAAACUCUAAUCAUAGGCACGCCAUCAGAGUCAUUGCUGCCACUCACCAUAAUUAUAGUAUGGUUGAAGGGCUAUCAAAUCAAAGAGGUGAUUUGAAACACAAUCAUUCAAUGCUCAUAAUUCUUAUAUCGACUGUUUUGUUAGUAGCUGGUGCCAUAUUAAGAUGUAUUGUUAUGUUCCAAGCACGGAUACAAAAGGACACUUCCAGUUUAGGCAAACCAAUCGCUAUGUAUAUUUGUUAUGGGCUACUUGAAGUUUUUAAUAAUAUUUUGUAUUUGGUGGGAAGAAUAGACCUCAGAUUUUACAAACCAGACAGACUACCGAAUGAUAUCAAAUACAUGGUUUCUGUUCAACCAACUGCGAAUCAAUCUGAUGUUGAAGUUGAAUAUUUUGACAUUUCAGGGGAAAGAACACCUAUUGACAAUGUCUCUUCCUUUGCCACAGAGAAGGAAAUGACGGACGACGAUGACAACGAAUUCAGAUUCUGA